Molecule: messenger RNA, 1029 nt
Organism: Protopolystoma xenopodis
Lineage: Eukaryota; Metazoa; Platyhelminthes; Monogenea; Polystomatidea; Polystomatidae
Source: the annotation of a GenBank genome assembly
UUUGAGGCAACGCUGGAGGAUCUUCUGCUCGGCAUCUGGCCCACCGAUGACCGACCUCCAACGCCCAGCCGGCCAGUUCCAGUCUGCCAAGUCAGCGUCUCUGAGGCGUCAAGGCUGCCUGCACGGACCGUCGACUACUCGACCUCAACAACCGGCGCUCUAGGCCUUAGACUCUGCGACCUGAGGCCUAGUAUCGCAGGUGGAGGAUACGAGUCGUCGGGCAGCGGUACAUCGUACAUAGCCCUUUCGGAUUCUGCCGUUUUAGGCCCUCCUCACUCGGGCAAUCAAGCCUCUUCCAUUUCAUCGCCCGACUCACUUUCUUCGUUUCCAUGUCAACCUGCCAGUGUUCUUGUUGACGACGAACAAGCGGCAGAAAUGGGCGAGAAGACCGAGUCUCCAGACGGCCUAGGCUACAGCGUCAAAGUGGAGUCGUCACAGAAUGCUAUCGGUCCUUGUGAGGCCAGUGGUCAGUUGGAGGAAAGUCUGAAAUGGUCUCUGUCAGCUUCGGCUGCUGCUGAGAAGAGUGGAGGUGUCACGGCCACCUACAGUACCGUUGAUCGGGCCGCAGGUCUUCCUCACUCAACUGGGCUACAACGGCAUGACGACCGAUCGGCGGAAUCGGAUCGUCGACAGUUGAACGUUGCGGCCGAUUGGGCAGACUCUGCCCAGGCAACUGAGUGGAAGUCGUUCGUGAUGAGCCAGAUCGCGGAAGCAGAGUUGGAGGGUGAGGGAAAUACAGAGGCUGAGUAUGAGCUGUCCAGUGUUGAGGCGCUCUCGGCAACCACCUCGACCUCUUCCAGCUUCAAUUUGGUUGUGACGAUGAUACCCUGCUCUUGCGACGGACGAAAGCUUAACACCUUUUACCGGAAUCGAAAGAGAUUGCCUCGGAAACAGUGUCAGCAUGAAUGUUCCAGUAAAGCCAAUCGACAGAUGGUCAAGAGGAAUCCGUCGUCGUCUUCUGGUGGAAUUGACCUUCGAAUAUCUUCAACCAACACUUCCAGUCGAAAUGGAAGUAAUCUCAACAAUUAG